Messenger RNA from Teleopsis dalmanni, 963 nucleotides. Its product is annotated as calcineurin B homologous protein 1-like. The record is from RefSeq and is a predicted model, not a curated record. NCBI's taxonomy places the organism in Eukaryota, Metazoa, Arthropoda, Insecta, Diptera, Diopsidae. The transcript has 2 exons. Bases 42 to 575 code for a protein of 177 amino acids. Gene Ontology annotation, molecular function: calcium ion binding.
ACCACUUUUUCAUCUUUAUAUUCAAACUAAUAUUAGAAAAUAUGGCUAAUAUAUUUUUUUUAUUUUUUAUAGUUACACCAAAGCAAAUUGAGCGAUUAUAUUCCCGGUUUACUUCAUUGGAUCGCGGUGAUUGUGGAACAUUGUCUCGUGAUGACUUCCUCAGAAUACCAGAAUUGGCAAUUAAUCCAUUAUGCGAACGAAUUGUUCACGCCUUCUUUGCCGACAGCACAGAUGAUCGUGUAAAUUUCAGACAAUUCAUGAACGUGCUGGCACAUUUCAGGCCGAUACAAGUGAAAAAGGAAAACAGACUAAACAGUCGAGAAGAGAAAUUGAAAUUUGCCUUCAAAAUGUACGAUUUGGAUGAUGAUGGCGUAAUUAGUAGGGACGAACUACUGAGCAUAUUGCACAUGAUGGUCGGAGCGAAUAUAAGUCAGGACCAAUUGAUCAGCAUAGCUGAACGCACAAUCCUAGAGGCCGAUCUGUGUUGCCAAGGAAAAAUUUCUUUUGAGGAUUUUUGCAAGGCACUGGAACGUACCGAUGUGGAGCAGAAAAUGUCAAUCCGUUUUCUAAAUUAGUGAAAAAAGCCAUAGGCAUGGAAUUAUAAUAAUGGCAUAAUGAAACUAGAAAAAUUGAUCAAAGAGCAGCAGGCAAUUAAUUACUUUUGAAUUUAGAAAAGUAUUAUUUUUAAUGUAUAUUAAUUAACCUUGUUAAUAUUAUUUCGUCAAAGCAAACACAUUUUGAUAUUAAAUUCUAAUAGCAUAAUUUCAUUCCGUUUUUUCUAUAAUUUUCUGCUUUUGCUAUUUUGCAUUUGUAAAGUUAUUUGAAGCUUUUUCAAUUUACUUAAACUUUAUUUUUGUCUUAUUCAAGUAGUUUUAAGCACAAAGAUUGAUGUAUUUACGAAUUAUUAUGUAUUUUUCGAUUGCAUAAAGCUAAAAUAUAUACUGAAGUCAGAAGUCAGAAUUU